Molecule: messenger RNA, 1062 nt
Organism: Penicillium mononematosum
Lineage: Eukaryota; Fungi; Ascomycota; Eurotiomycetes; Eurotiales; Aspergillaceae
Product: DNA-directed RNA polymerase I subunit RPA43
Exons: 2
Coding region: 1-1062 (353 amino acids)
Biological process (GO): DNA-templated transcription initiation
Cellular component (GO): RNA polymerase I complex
Source: RefSeq, a predicted model, not a curated record
AUGGCAAUUGACGCAAUGGAAAUCGACAACCUACCGCUGCGCUCAGCCGACACAGAUCGCAAGCGCAAAUCCAAAAAGGACGCAUCUACAUCCGCAUCACCAUCCAAAAAGCGAAAGCAGACCCCAUCCUCAAAAGCAACUCCACAAGUCCAAGAUUCAAAUCCCGAGUCCCCCUUCACCCUCACAACAGCAACCCUCUACCUGCCCCUCAAGCCGCCGGCAGGUCCACGCUCUUCCUCGGAUCUGAACCCGCAGCCGCUCACCCUCGCCACAACGGCGGACGAGUACGGCGUCUUGUACGUCUACCUGACCGCCACGUUCCUGGUGUUCCGGCCGAAGCGCGGACAGACCCUGGACGGAUGGGUGAAUGUGCAGUCGGAGGGAUUCCUCGGCGCUGUUGUGUUCAAUUUGUUCUCUGUUGGCGUUGAGCGCAAGCGUCUGCCCUCGAACUGGAAGUGGGUGCCGCCUGGUGAGGAGGCCGAGACGCCGGCUUUGACCGAUGACGACUCGGGCUCUGAUAAGGAUAUGGCGGAUUUCGACGCCGAGAAGGAGUGUUUCAAGCCUGCUGCGCUUUCUGCGGAGGAGAUCGCCAUUGAUGGCGAGGAGGAGGAUGAAUCUGCUCACACUGGUUACUUCCAGUCUGUUUCUGGACACCGCGUGAAUGGAUCUGUGCGCUUCCGUGUUGUUGAUGUGGAUGUCAUUCCCGGUUCUGAGCGGGAUCGUGGAUUCCUCAGUAUUGAGGGAACUAUGCUUACUGUUGAGGAGGAGGAGAAGCUCUCUGAGUCUGAGCGUCAGGGACAGUCUUUGCCGCCGUCGUUCUUCUCAUCGCCCAAGAAGCUCUCUGGAUCUAUUCCCGUGAUGGAUGUCCCGGCCGCGUCGGCGGUGCAGGAGCUCUCGACUGUGGAUGUGCAUCUUGACCCCAGCCCUAAGAAGGAGAAGAAGGAAAAGAAGGAGAAGAAGGAGAAGAAAGAGAAGAAGGACAAGACCGAGAAAACUGAAAAGACUGAAAAGAAGGAAAAGAAGUCCAAGUCUUCCAAGUCCAAGAAGAGCAAGGACGAAUAA